AUUACUAUACUGUAUAUUCUUCUUUUUCUUUUCGGACACGUUCUAGUUCCUUAAAUUAUAUCAACGGUCCUAUGUAUCCUCCAACUGUUUUAUUUUAAUCUCUAUCUGCAACUUUCAUUCUUAAUUAACCAAAUGCUAUUUAUAAAGUUGUGUGAAAAAGACCUUAGUUGAAUGCACUAAAGAUGUAAACAGAAGUUCGGUUUCAAUAGCAAAACAAGAGUUUACAUUGAUUUUAAGGUUUCGCAUGAAACUAGAUUGCAAUAUUGUCAGUUCUUUAUUAUAAAAAAGUCAAUGAAUUGAUUUGUUCAUCUUCUUUAUUAUAAUAUAAUAUAAUGAAGUCAAUACAAUAAUUUUCCUACAUGUUUUCUGUUACUGCUCUCUUUUAUUGUCUGGAUCUUCCUAUUUCUUUCUAUACUAACAUCUGAAAGAUCUGUCAAUAGUUACUUUCUGAAGUACCUUGUGUUUUGAACACUGGUAGUAGUUUUCUAAUUGAUGUUUGCAACAACCAUUUAGUACUUCUCCUUGUAGUGACACACACAGAAAACUAUUCACACUCUAAUAAGGUAUACUUUCUAUGUUUUAUAAUUCUUUUCUUCUUACAUGCAACUUAAUGGUGUUUUCUAUACUGUUAUGAUAAUUGAUUCUUCUACUUAGUGUAUGUUUGAAUUCUCGGUGACAAUGGUAGAAUCACAGCGAGACACUGCAAUUUUGACAUAAACGACACUAACUUUACCAAACUCAACACUCAUCCUAACCUACACCUACACACUAACUUAAGAUUUGAGAAGAAGAAUUGGCCCUUAUCAUGGUUAUCAAAACUUUUUUACCUAAGAGAUUUCAUUCCUUUGAGUCAGUAAAAUUUUAGCACGUAUCUUAUUUCAAACAAUUUUUGUUUAUAAAGCAAAAAAUAAUAAAUUUUGGUCAACCAAGUCACAGCCUCCAAAAGAACUAAAAUUUUCAAAGUAGUUGGCCAUUAUAGGCCAAUGGGGUGGGUCUUUAUAUUUAACAGUAGUUCAAUAUCUUGUUUGAGGAGAAAGUUUUCUCAAAUGAGACUUUAUUCUGUUUCCCUGUUUGUUGCAGAGUUUAGCUGAAAAGAGAAGUUAAAAAGAAGAUGGGGGAUCUUUGGAGCUUGAUUUGUGAGGACUGUGGUUUUACUGAGAAUGGAGGAAAACCUUUCUGUUAUGAUUUAAAACUUUUGAAAGAUCCUUCCUCAUGCAUCAGCCAUGUGUUGGUAGUUUGCUUAGAUGUGUUCCUGCUAAUCACGUUAUCAUUCAUCAUGAUCCUGAAGUCUUCAUCGAGACCCUUUAGGAGUCUAGUAAGACAUUCAAACUUGCAGUUAGUUUCUGCCAUAACCAAUGGCUUUCUUGGGUUUUUGCAUUUAUCCUUAGGAGUUUGGGUUUUAGAAGAGAAGUUAAGGAAAACACACAAAGUCUUUCCUCUUGACGCAUGGUUUCUAGACCUCUUUCAUGGAUUCGUAUGGUUGUCAGUAAGUUUAACUGUAAGUCUUCAGGUAAAACAACUCUCAAGAGCAUGGUUGUGGAUGUUUUCUGUUCUCAUAUUCUUUGUUUCUGGUAUAUUAUGUGCUUUAUCCAUGUCUUAUGCAAUUGGCAGCAGAAAAUUGUCCCUCGAGGCAGCUAUAGAUGUUCUAUCUUUUCCAGGAGCAACUUUACUGAUGUUAUGCACAUACAAAGCAUGUACAUGGGAAGAUGUUGACAGAGAAAUUGGUGAAAGACUUUAUGCUCCUUUAAAUAGUCAGUUCAAUGAAUUUGAUACUGUUGGCAAUGUAACCCCGUUUUCCAAAGCUGGAUUCUUUAGUAAGAGUUUGUUUUGGUGGUUGAAUCCAUUUAUGAAAAGGGGUCAAGAGAAGACACUUCUUGAUGGGGAUAUCCCAGAGUUAAGAGAGACUGACAGAGCAGAAAGUUGUUAUCUGUCAUUUGUAGAACAGUUAAACAAACAAAGUCAACAUGAACCAUCAUCACAUUCUUCCGUUUUAUGGACAAUAAUUAUGUGCCACCGAAGAGAGAUUUUGAUAACAGGAUUCUUUGCUUUGCUCAAGGUACUCACUCUAUCUUCUGGUCCCCUACUUCUGAAUGAAUUUAUAUUGGUUGCUGAAGGUAAGAAAAGUUUCAAAUAUGAAGGUUGUGUAUUGGCUAUAUCACUCUUCUUUAUAAAGAUUAUAGAAUCCCUAUCACAAAGACAAUGGUAUUUCCGCAGUAGACUUGUUGGAAUGAAAGUUAGGUCACUACUUACUGCAGUCAUUUACAAAAAAAUCCUAAGGCUAUCCAAUUCUGCUAGAUUGGUUCACUCUAGUGGUGAGAUAAUGAAUUAUAUGACAGUAGACGUUUAUAGAAUUGGAGAAUUUCCAUUUUGGUUUCACAAGACUUGGACAACAAUUCUUCAACUAAGUAUUGCAUUAGUAAUUCUUUUCCAAGCAAUUGGACUAGCAACAAUAGCCUCAUUGGCGGUAAUAGUUCUCACUGUGAUUUGCAACACUCCACUGGCGAAGUUACAACACAAGUUUCAAAGCAAACUCAUGGUAGCACAAGAUGAGAGGUUAAAGGCUAGUUCAGAGGCUCUUGUGAAUAUGAAAGUGCUUAAGCUAUAUGCAUGGGAAACACAUUUUAAAAAUAUUGUAGAUUACUUAAGAAAUGUGGAACUCAAAUUGUUAUCUGAUGUGCAAAUUAGAAGAACAUACCAUAUGUUUUUCUUUUGGACCUCGCCGAUAUUGGUGUCUGCUGCUUCUUUUAUGGCAUGUUACUUCUUGAAUGUUCCUUUGAAUGCUAGUAACGUUUUCACUUUUGUGGCAACUUUGCGCCUUGUUCAAGAUCCGAUUUCAAACAUCUCGGAUGUUAUUGCAGUGAUCAUUCAGGCAAAAGUUGCCUUUGCUCGGAUCGUUAAUUUCCUUGAUGCUCCAGAACUGCAGAGUGAAAAGUGCAGGAAAAUGUGCUUUAAUGACAACCUCAAAGACCCAAUUUCAAUCAAAUGUGCAGAUUUUUCAUGGGAAGAUAAUAAAUCAAAGCCAACACUAACAAACAUAAACUUGGACGUUAGACAUGGACAAAAGGUGGCAAUUUGUGGAGAAGUUGGCUCGGGCAAAUCAACCCUCUUGGCAACAGUUCUUGGAGAAGUUUCUAAAACAAAGGGAACUAUUGAUGUUCAUGGGAAGUUUGCAUAUGUUUCUCAAACAGCAUGGAUACAAACAGGCACGGUACGGAAAAAUAUUUUAUUUGGAUCUGAGUUGGAUGAUCAAAGAUAUCAAGAAACACUUCAGAGAUCUUCACUGGUAAAGGACAUCGAGUUGUUUCCCUAUGGGGACCUAACUGAAAUAGGUGAGAGAGGAGUUAAUUUAAGUGGAGGACAAAAGCAACGAAUUCAACUUGCACGUGCUCUUUAUCAGAAUGCUGAUAUAUAUCUACUGGAUGAUCCAUUUAGUGCUGUUGAUGCACAUACUGCAAAAAAUAUGUUUAAUGACUACAUCAUGGAAGGACUCAAAGGGAAAACAGUCUUACUCGUGACUCAUCAAGUCGACUUCCUCCCAGCAUUUGAUUCUAUUUUGUUGAUGUCCUAUGGGGACAUCCUACACGCUGGUCCAUAUCACCAGCUAUUGACCUCAAGCAAGGAAUUUAAUGACCUUGUCAAUGCACACAAAGAGACCGCUGUUUCUGACCAAUUUGUGAGUGCUAGUUUUUCCCAGAAACAUUCAUCUUCCAUAAAUAGUAUGCAAGCUUCCGCAUUAAAGCAGUACAAAGAACCAAAUGAAAAUCAAUUAAUUCAGCAAGAAGUGAGAGAGAAAGGAGACACGGGAUUGAAACCUUACUUCCAAUAUUUGAAUCGAAUGAAAGGCUAUAUAUUAUUCAUUGUGGCUUCUCUUUGUCACCUAAUAUUUGUGGUUUGUCAGAUAUUGCAAAAUUCAUGGAUGGCUGCUAGUGUUGACAAUCCUCUUGUCAGCACAUUGCAACUGAUUUUAGUUUAUUUCUUAAUUGGUGCUUUUUCAUCAGUUUUCCUGUUCAUCAGAUGUCUACUUGUAGUUACUUUGGGUCUUCAAUCAUCAAAAGAUUUAUUUUCACAAUUGAUGAACUCCCUCAUCCGUGCACCCAUGUCAUUUUAUGACUCUACACCAUUGGGAAGGGUACUUAGUAGGGUUACAUCUGAUAUGAGUAUAGUGGAUCUUGACAUUCCAUUUAGCCUCACUUUUGCUGUGGCGGGCACUAUAGCUCUUUAUUUUGAUCUUAUAGUUUUGGCAGUUGUCACAUGGCAAGUCUUGAUAGUGGCUAUACCAAUGGUUUAUGUUGCUAUUCGUAUGCAGAGAUACUACUUUGCCACAGCAAAAGAAGUAAUGCGGUUGAAUGGCACAACAAAAUCCUCUUUAGCAAAUCAUGUAGCCGAAACUGUGGCUGGAGCUGUAACAAUUAGGGCUUUUGAGGAGGAAGAUCGUUCUUUUGAGAAGAGUCUUAAUCUAGUUGACGAUAAUGCUAGUGCUUUUUUUCAUAGUUUUGCCUCAAACGAAUGGUUGAUCCAACGGUUAGAAACAAUCAGUGCAGUUGUUCUCGCCGCUGCAACAAUUUGCCUAGUUAUGCUGCCCCCUGGAACUUUCCCCUCAGGAAUUAUUGGCAUGGCUCUAUCUUAUGGCCUAUCACUAAACGGUGCUUUAGUAUUUUCAAUUCAAAAUCAAUGCACUCUUGCUAAUCGCAUAAUAUCAGUAGAGAGGCUAAAUCAAUAUAUGCAUAUACAAAGUGAGGCCGAAGAAAUAGUAGAAGGAAAUCGUCCUCCUUUAAAUUGGCCAAUUGCAGGAAAAGUAGAAAUAAAUGAAUUGAAGAUACGAUACAGACAUGGUGGACCACUUGUUCUUCAUGGGAUCACAUGCACAUUUAAAGCCGGUCACAAGAUUGGUAUUGUUGGCAGAACAGGCAGUGGGAAGUCCACUCUUAUUGGUGCUUUAUUUCGUCUUGUGGAACCAGCCGGAGGAAAAGUUGUAGUUGAUGGCAUAGACAUCUCAUCUAUUGGCCUACAUGAUUUGAGGUCACGUUUUGGGAUUAUACCUCAAGAUCCUACCCUUUUUAAUGGGACAGUAAGAUUUAACUUGGACCCUUUAACUCAACACACUGAUCAAGAGAUAUGGGAGGUUCUUGGGAAGUGUCAAUUGCGAGAAGUAGUCCAAGGAAAAGAAGAGGGCUUAAACUGUUCAGUUGUUGAAGAUGGAUCAAACUGGAGCAUGGGACAAAGACAAUUAUUUUGUUUGGGACGUGCUCUACUGAGGAGAAGUAGGAUAUUAGUAUUGGACGAAGCAACUGCAUCAAUUGAUAAUUCUACUGACCUGAUUGUGCAGAAAACCAUUAGGGCUGAGUUUUCAGAUUGUACGGUGAUCACAGUAGCACAUAGGAUACCAACUGUGAUGGAUUGCACUAUGGUUCUUGCUAUAAGUGAUGGAAAAUUGGCGGAGUAUGAUGAGCCAAUGAGCUUGAUGAAGAGAGAAGAAUCGAUGUUCAGGCAACUUGUCAAGGAAUACUGGUCCCAUUUUCAGUCUGCAGAAUCACAUUGAUGCUACCAAUAUUUUUUAAGCCUACAAUAUUGUUUCUCUCACGUUCGUUUAUUUCUCUUGUACAAGCAAUAAAUUAAGAAAGUGAGCAGGAUAUGAAAUGUGUUCUGCUAGGAUAAAUUGUGAGGCCAAAUAGAAUGUACCGAAAAAAUUAGGCCGACGAAUAAGGGUCUGUGAGUUUAUGGAAGAGGAAAUAAACAAGUUGGCUGGAGUGAGUGUGGGGAUGAUUCUACGGUUAAAGAAGGAGAUCGAUAAUGAUGAAUAAAAGAGGGAGGUUUAACAGAAUUAGCAUCUGGAAUUUUGUGGAAAGAAAGGGUGCGGUAAAGUGAAGGAGUCGGCCCUUCCUCAAGGGUUUCUGUUAUCUUUCUUUUUGUUUUUUUCUUCCUUUUACAUGUUGUGAGGAGUAGCGAUCCAGUCAUAAUUUUAUUCCUAUAGUUUUUCAGUUGAACAUUGUAAGUUUUCAACAGGGUCACUCACUACAUCUAAAAUAGAUUGGAGUGUCAAUAUUAAUUUCAAUUUACCGCUCAGAUUUUGGUUCCUAUCUGAAACUAUCACACUAACAGUAACAACCUAACAUAACAGUAAAAGGCAAUAUCAUGUUCCAUUGAUCCUUUUUCUCAUGGAAUUAGAAACCAAAUUUAGGCAACAAUACACAUAACACUAGAUAUCAAACACACAAACAAAUUACUUUAAAAGCAAAACUACAAUCUCUGGAACAAUUGAAGUGCUGACCUAAUGUCAGCUUCCUUGUUCUCAUAGAGUGUCGUUAUCACUGGUGCAAUUCGCAACAGAUCAACACUCUUUUAUACUAAGGUUUU
Vicia villosa (hairy vetch) is the source of this 6354-nucleotide messenger RNA. RefSeq names its product ABC transporter C family member 10-like. NCBI's taxonomy places the organism in Eukaryota, Viridiplantae, Streptophyta, Magnoliopsida, Fabales, Fabaceae. Gene Ontology annotation, cellular component: plant-type vacuole; vacuolar membrane. Gene Ontology annotation, biological process: transmembrane transport. The coding region runs from base 1112 to 5539 and encodes 1475 amino acids. The record is from RefSeq and is a predicted model, not a curated record. The transcript is spliced from 11 exons. Gene Ontology annotation, molecular function: ATP binding; ABC-type transporter activity; ATP hydrolysis activity.